Notolabrus celidotus (New Zealand spotty) is the source of this 2922-nucleotide messenger RNA. Its product is annotated as ATP-sensitive inward rectifier potassium channel 10-like. The record is from RefSeq and is a predicted model, not a curated record. The transcript is spliced from 5 exons. Gene Ontology annotation, biological process: regulation of monoatomic ion transmembrane transport; potassium ion import across plasma membrane. Lineage: Eukaryota; Metazoa; Chordata; Actinopteri; Labriformes; Labridae. Gene Ontology annotation, cellular component: plasma membrane. The coding region runs from base 46 to 1302 and encodes 418 amino acids. Gene Ontology annotation, molecular function: inward rectifier potassium channel activity.
CAGCCACCCCACCUUCCUCUGAGGGCUCCCUCCCCCUCAGAAAGUAUGCCACUCCAGACACAAACUGACAUCACCAAGCCCCUGCUGGGCUCCACAGGGGGGGUUGUAGGUGCUGGUUGCAGGUGGUGGAGGAAAAGAAGCUGGAGGGCCCAAUGCCUCUUCGAAGGAGGCGCAGAGUCCCUCUCCAAAGACGGACGAAGCAAUGUACGCAUCGAGCAUGUUAGCGGACGUGGAGCGCUGUACCUCCGGGAUCUCUGGACAACUUUUCUAGACAUGCAAUGGCGCUACAAGUUCUUCCUCUUCUCUGCUACCUUUGCUGGGACUUGGUUCGUUUUUGGAGUGCUUUGGUACCUGGUGGCAAUGGUGCAUGGAGAUCUGCUGGAGUUUGACCCCCCCUCCAACCAUACUCCAUGUGUAAUGGAGGUGAAGACCUUGACAGGAGCCUUCCUCUUCUCUCUGGAGUCCCAAACCACCAUUGGCUACGGUUUCCGGUGCAUCACCGAGGAGUGUCCUGCCGCCAUUGUGCUGCUCAUAUUCCAGUUGGUUAUCACCAUGGUGAUGGAGAUCUUCAUCACUGGAACCUUCCUUGCUAAGGUAGCUCGUCCCAAGAAGAGAGGGGAGACGGUGAAGUUCAGUCAACAUGCUGUUGUGUCUAAUUACGAGGGGCGGCCAUGCCUUAUGAUCCGAGUGGCCAACAUGCGCAAAAGCCUCUUGUUAGGAUGCCAGGUGACGGGGAAGUUGCUUCAGACGUCCCUGACAAAGGAGGGCGAGACGGUGCGGCUGGACCAGCGCAAUGUGCCUUUCCAGGUGGACACGUCCAGCGACAGCCCCUUCCUUAUCAUCCCCCUGACUUUCUACCACAUCAUUGACGAAAACAGCCCCCUCAGGGCCUGGGCAACAAAAGACCCAGAGCUGGCCGACUUCGAGCUGCUGGUGAUCAUGAGUGCCACAGUCGAGCCGACCUCCGCUACCUGCCAGGUUCGAACGUCCUACCUUCCAGACGAGAUCCUCUGGGGCUACGAGUUCCCCCCUGUAGUCUCCCUCUCUCCCUCAGGAAAAUACGUGGCAGAUUUUGCCUUUUUCGACAAAGUGGCCAAACCCAAAACCCCACCUCUUUUUCAAGCAAGCCCUGCCCCCGAGUCCGCCAUCGCAGGCGUCCCGUCGCCACGGGUAGCAAGGAGGAUGGGAUGGGACCCUGAGAAGAUGCGGCUGGAGGAGAGCUACAGGGGGGAAGAGAGGGGCCGAGAGCGGGGGCGGAUCAGAGAUAGCAGCCCACUGAGUGUACGGAUCAGUAAUGUUUGAAGAAGAGGUUUUAGAAAGCUGAUGUGAAACUGAGAUGAGAUGAUACAUACACAGGAAGAAAACAUGAACGCUGCUCACCAGAGGAAGAAAAAAACUACAGAAAAACACCCUCUCUCCAGUUGUGCACACCGGAACACUGCACACAUUUGAACUACAUACUGAAAACCUGGGUUCCAUUUCCGUGCAACAGCUCUAGUGCUUCUUUAACCACAAACAGUCAACAAGCUGCAAACAAACUCCAUAGUGAGGAAAGCCACAAACCCAACAACACACAUGUUGCAAAGGCAAAAUGCAACAACACCGUGUCAACUUGUCUUCUGAACAAGAUUCAAUUUUUAUGUUUGGAUUGGACUUCAUUUACUGCAAACACUAAAAAAUCUUCAUCUUUUGAGGUUUGUUUGUCCAUGUUUAGGCUGCAAGUAACUAAAACCUGAGUUUUUCACCUUGAUAUGAGAAACAAGACAGCAACAGAAAACCAGGUUAAAUAUUCUGAUCUGUUAUUUUUAAGCUAUUUUAAGAAGCAGGAGCUUAAUCAUGGACAGACUGACCUGAUAAGAUGAAUUUUGCAGUGCAGUUGAACUUCCGUUAUGGGUGGUACUCACUGAAUCAAAGUACUGUUUUCCUUUUUUAUUACCAUGGAAGACCUCCAGUGGUUUGGGGGAAAAUACUGGAACCAUAUUAUUUUUUAACAAGAACAUUUAAGGAAUGUAUCAUAAUUGAUGUACCUGAUAGUUUCUAACAACACUGUUACAUGAUGCUCCAGGACAUAUUGUGCUCUUUGAUAUGAAUGUCUUUUCUUGUUUAUGUGGGUUUAUGAUUGAUAGUAAUAUUACUAAAAGCACUUUAACUUGAAAAAAAAAGUGGCAUUUCACAUAUGAGAAUAACUGAACUAACUUUGAUACCUAAUGCACUGUAAUACAUGAUUAAACCUUGAUGCUAUGUUGGCUUGAAAAUGGGUAAUUUUGUGAAUAUUGUAAUACUGUUAAAAUGAACACGUGUGUGUAUGUGUGUUAAGUACCUCUGUACAGUGUAUAAAAUAUUUUUCCUACAUUCUUCAUGUUUUGAAACAGCUCUGCAUUUCAGUGUUCAGUUUUACUGAUUUCAUGCACAAUGUUUUGAAGUGUGCUUCAUACUGUGGUUCGAGAAGUAUCUGUGGAUUCUACCCAUACAUGAGUAAUCAGUCCUCUUGCAUCAGUUGAGAACAUAUAAGUGGAUGAUAAUUGCAUGUAUUUUUUUUACCCUACACAGACACUUUAAAUAAAUUUAAAUCAUGGUACUUGCACAAUAAGGGCAUUAAAAUUAAUUCGAGAGUAAAUUAAAGAAUUAAAAUUUGAAGUAAAGGAAAUUUGGAGCAUGCUAUUAAAAAUCAGUAAUAUAUUUUAUAUCACAUGAUCUCCUUUGUAUUUGUAAUACAAUAUAAAGUGCCACUAUUAAAGUUAAAUUCAGGAGCCGAAUAUACAAUAAAAAAUAUAAAUUAACACAAAAUAUUUCAUCACCAAUGCCUGCUUAGAAACUGUGCUUGUUUAUACUGCAAAGCCUUCUGUAUACUGUAUAUGGUUCAAUCAUCAAACUGGAAGCUCUCUGGUCUAACUUUUGAAGUAAGCACUUUUUAAGUGUCAU